Orussus abietinus is the source of this 2216-nucleotide messenger RNA. RefSeq names its product neprilysin-2. The transcript is spliced from 12 exons. Gene Ontology annotation, molecular function: metalloendopeptidase activity. Gene Ontology annotation, cellular component: plasma membrane. The record is from RefSeq and is a predicted model, not a curated record. NCBI's taxonomy places the organism in Eukaryota, Metazoa, Arthropoda, Insecta, Hymenoptera, Orussidae. Bases 92 to 2146 code for a protein of 684 amino acids. Gene Ontology annotation, biological process: protein processing.
GGCUCGCUUCGAGGUGGGAUUGAACGAUGUGAAAAGUGAUUGCACCAGUACGGGAAAAUCCUCCCCAAAGACAAGGACCGUAUCUCCCACCAUGUCUCGGGUUCUAAACAUUAUUUUGCUCUGCUCACUGGUUGUUUCACAUUUUUUUAACCCCGUGCAACCCCGCGUCUGUGAAUUACCCGAAUGCGAAGAAGCUGCAUGGUCUCUACUGACCUCUCUCGACGUUGAGCAAGACCCUUGCCAGGACUUCUUUGAGUUUGCAUGUGCCAAGCAGCUUAACAGUUUGAAACAACAACAAAAAGUCGAAGGCUUUAUGCCCACCACAACCUUCACAAAACGUCUUCAUGAUCUGAGGAAAACGAUUAAAAAAGAAUUGGCUCAACCUUAUAAUCCAACGGAAAAUCGUGCCAUUGGUUUAGCAAAGACAUUCUGGCAAAGCUGCCUUAAAACCCAUCCAGAAGAAGCUUUAGAAGCGGUCCGAAUAGUGCUUCGACGACUGGGAGGAUGGCCAGUAAUCGAAGAUAAUUGGCAAGAGGAACACUUUACAUGGGAAAAGUUCAGCAAGUGUGCUCGUUUAAUUGGAUUUCUACCGAGGAUGUUCAUACAUGUCGGCAUCAAUUACGACCACAUCGAUAAACCAUGGAGUCCCAACGACACCAUUGCCUUAACGGUGGACAGGGCAAAGUGGAUGUUCAGAAAAAAUGACAUCAUGAAGAGAGAAGAUCAAGUUGAUGAUUACGUGCAAAUAGCUGAGAAAAUAUCAGAAUCCCCGCAAAACGAGAGACGACCUCCGAUUAGUUUCGAUGACAUUAUACAGGCUGUAAACUUCGGCAAGCAGUUAUAUAUGUUGACGCACGGAAUGGAACCACCGGUACUUGAAUAUAAAGAGAUGACGAUAGCGCAAUUGCAGAAGGAUUAUCCUAUCGUAGAUUGGAUGGACUAUAUAAGGUCCAUGUUAACGAAAGAUCAAGCGAAUUAUUUGUCAGACAGGAACUGCGUUAUAGCAGAAAUUUGUUUCCUCUCGCAGAUUGACGGUCUCCUUAAGAAGACAAGCAAAAGGGUACUGGCCAACUAUGCAAUGUUAUCAAUUAUCGAUGACCUCUUUUCGAAAACUAGACCUCUAAUGCCGCUGGCACUUUCUAAAACUCGAUCCCAAGUCCAUAAUAUUUGCUUCGCAACUAUUACGUCCGUCUUUGGAAAAGCCCUAGACAUGAUGGUGGCCAGGCUAUCAGGAUAUGAAAUAAAGAGGAAGGUGACUGACGUCCAAAAUGAUAUAGCCCAACAGGCUCAUCAGUUAUUUCAGACAGUUCCAUGGAUGGAUCAUCCAACCCAAUUGCAGGCCAAGAAAAAGUCGGACAGAACGACUUUUGUGAACGUAUAUGAGGAAGGCAUAUUCGACGACAACUACUAUGACCGUCUUCAGUUUAGCAAACCAGAGGCCAUACUUGUGCUCUUUCGUGAGCUGAAUCAUUUCUUAGUGGAUCGCUACUAUCUUCAAUUGGGUCGUCCACGGAAUCAAUACCUUUUCCGUAAAAAUGAGAGUUCCGAAGUUUCAGCGAUUUUUAAGAAACCUUUCGCUGCAAGGGAAGUCCUGGUAACACCGGACAGGGUCAGAAACGAAGUCUAUAUCCCUGCGGGAGCUGUAGGCAAAUACAAAUUGAGUCUAAAAUCGGAAUUGGAUUUCUUAAAUUUUGCCGCGGUCGGUUUGCAAAUUGGAGCAGCAAUGGGCCACCAUUUGUAUGGGCAAGGUGCCUUCAUCGAUUGGAACAACAAUUGGCGAAUUAAUUCUUGGUGGACACCCGAAACACAAAAACAAUACUCAUUGCGUACAGCCUGCAGUUCAGUUGGUCCACUUGAACCUACUGACAUAUUGGCACCAAGUUUUGCAUAUCUCGGCGGUGCAGAAAUCGCUUACAAAGCCAUGUUCGACGCUAACCCACCAAAAGCUUGCAAUACGACUCUUCCAGGAUUAAACUAUUCGACGAGACAACUAUUCUGGAUAGCAUCCGUGGCAACGGAUUGCGACAGUCACUUGAAAGACCGAUAUAACAAUAUGGUAAUGCACAAUUGCCACUUUGCAGAAGACUUUAAAUGUGCAGAAGGAACUCCAAUGAAUCCCAUUCCUAAAUGCACAAUGUGGGUGUGAAAUAUUCGGAUAUUUGCAUUGAAUUCCUUUCCUAAAAGUUUGAAAAAGAAUGAUGGAUUCAAUGAAGGCC